This is a messenger RNA of Magallana angulata, 3963 nucleotides long. RefSeq names its product transmembrane protein 180-like. The transcript is spliced from 6 exons. NCBI's taxonomy places the organism in Eukaryota, Metazoa, Mollusca, Bivalvia, Ostreida, Ostreidae. Bases 702 to 2129 code for a protein of 475 amino acids. The record is from RefSeq and is a predicted model, not a curated record.
AAAUCUUUCUUAUCGGGGCAAAAAGUCUUACAAUCUACUCUCUAACUUUUUCAACGGCAUUGGGCUGUCCGGAUGAUGUAAAGCGGAUUGGCAAAGUAUCCUUUUUCAGAUACAUGUAUUAUAUUCAAAACAAUCAUGCUUGUUCCCGUGUCAUUCUGCAGAAUGACAAGGACAGUGACGUCAUUGUGUACCCUCAAUUUGUCAUCAGAAAAUUUAUGCUAUGAACCAUAACUACUUUAGCAAAACACAUUUUGUAAUAUUCCGAGGGAAUACCACAGGAGGUGUAUAUUGUGACCAGCAUCUCAAGCUGACAUAUAUACCGUAUACUAGUAUAUCAAAAGCAACUUCAUGCACCGUUAAAAUAAAAUGUAUCACACCAGUCUGAUUCUUCAGAUCCACCACCGACGUAUAUAUAUCACGUUUUUGAUAAAAUGGAACGAUUUUUUCUUCAGAGUUUGACCCAGCAACAGAUGGUCGAUGAUUUGGAGCGUAUGGACUAAAGCAUUUGACAAAGGCAUUUGAUGGACCUAUUAUAUACGCUCGUGCGUGGAUACAAAAAUGGAUUGCUUGCAUUAGCGAGAAGAAUAUUUGAGAAUUCUUUACUUGACCAACAUUUUCCUUGACAUCGAUAUGCAGUUGUGAAAGGUUGCAUUGACGUACCCAAGACGUACCCAAGAGAAAGUACGCAAUUCAAAAGCAUAAUGGGUACACAAAAGAAGCAAAUAUUGGCUUACUGUGCCCUGGAAUGUGGAUUUUCUUUGCUGAGCAGUGCUUACAAUUUCUACUACGUUAAAGUAUUUCUGAACUUCUACCACAUCGAGGAGUCCUGGUUCCAGUUUUCGCAAGUCUUGUUUAUGGUAUGGAAUGCCGUCAACGAUCCUCUGUUUGCAUAUUGCUCUGACAAUAAAAACUUUAAAAUCCUGAGAACUCGGCGUGCCAUGAUUCUGUACUCGGCUCCAUUUUUCUGUCUCUCCUUCCUUGUCCCGUGGUUCCAGUGGAGUACAAAUCCAGCGAUUGUAGGCAUCCAUCUUAUAUUUGCGUUGUGCUUAUGGGAUACACUCUUUACGUUUAUUGGUUUGGCAAUGUGCUGUCUUUUCACAGAGAUCUCAAAAGACACAAACAUCAGAAUAACAAUAACUCGUGCUGCACAGGUUGCGGCAUUGUUUGGUUCUAUCAGCGUGAUGUUGCUAGAGCAUGCUUCUAAUGGUUUGCAGGACUUUAAAGCAUUUCAGGUCACAACAGUACUUAUAGCACUACUUAGCUGGUGUUUGAUGUAUUACUGUGGUAAGAACUGCCAUACUCAGUACGAUCUGCAACAAAUGCAAGAUGAAAACAAAGAAGCAGACGACGUUUGUCACGAAAAAUCCGAGGGCGAGUCUUACUUGAAACAGACGUGGCAGAUCGUCAGUGACACCAACUUCUUGUCGUUUGUCAUCACCAACUUCUUUCAGGAGUUUCAUCGUACAUUUCUUUACAAUUUUUUGGCCAUCUUUUGUGAUCAUUUAAUUUCCUCAGAUAAAAUUAGCCCGUCUACUCGGAGCACUUUCUAUGGUUUUGUUCCUUUUGCAUCAAAGAUUCUUGUGAUUUCGACAGCUCCUAUACUUCGGCAAAUUCCUUAUAAGAAAGUCAUUCGAACCAAUUUUAUUUGGAAGAUAUGUGGAGGUUUUUUCAUAUAUUACAUAAUAGGAAGCACAUAUCCGUGGAUAUUGAUAUUAUUUUUUUUUCUUGACGGGUGUUUUGCUAAUGGUACAUAUUCCUUGUUCAAUAUUCCUUUGUCGGACAUCGCUGAUGACAACAUGAGGAAAUACAACAGAAAACACCCAAUAUCAUCUAUGGUGUACGGAACUAACGCUCUAUUCGUGAAGCCUGCUAUCUCUUUGUCUCCCAUGUUGGCAGUGGCCAUACUGAACAGAUACGGAUACAGUUAUAUACAGCAUUCCAAAAACAGUCCUGUCAGACCCACAGCAAGCACUCCGUCCCCCGACCAACUGAAGGACCUGAAGGAUGCUAUGUUCUUCUUGGUGUGUUGGUAUCCAAUCAUUAUUGGAACCAUACAGUUAAUAAGUUGGUCGUAUUACAAAAUAACCAACAGAACUGAAAUGGAAAUUAAAGUGUCUUUAAAUCCUUGAUAUGUUAGUGUAAUAAGUCAGGUUUUUUUUAUGGUUUAACAUAUGAACAUAUCAUAUACAAUGCACAGGUAUAUUGGGUAAAAAAAAUCUGGUAUUUUUAGCUUGGAAUGUGAGUUCAUUCUGGGUUUUUUUGUAUGUGAAAAUGUGGCGUUAUUUACAUAUUAAUCUACAUGUACAUGUAAUACAUGUAGAUACUUGUAUAACAAUUAAUAAGUUAUUAACAUAUUAAUACUAUUUGUUACGUGUAUAACAAUGUAAAACAUAACACAUGUACCAAAAUCCUUAUUUGGUAGAAGUUUAAUUUAUUUUUGGAAAAGAAUGUAAAAGUUAUGCAGAAUUCAAGCCUUAAAAUUUGCACUUUGGCUAGGUAUGGCAAGAUUAAAGUAAGCAUAAGUAAAAAGGUGAUUAAAUGUUAUUUCAGAUUUUGAAAAUCUUAAUUCUUCAUCCAGUGUUCUAACGGCCUGUUUAUUUGUCACAUUAUCCUGAGUAUUUAAAUUAUAUUAAGCUCUAUACAUGUGUAUUAUUUCUUGAAAAAUGAAAUUUAAUGUUUUACAAAAUAAUAUUUCGAAUGCACUGCGGAUAUAUAUAGUUCCAAACUUUUUUAAAUAGUGCACACCCUCAUAAAAAUUGAAAUAUUACGAAGGUUCUUGAAAUUGCAUUUUUUUUUAUUUGUAUGCAAACACCAGUUUGAAUCAUCAUCCAUCGCUGAUCGUCUUACGCUGUUGAGUUAUCUAUCCGAUAUGUAUAAUUAAGAUGAGAACUUGAUCGGAUGUACGUUAUAAAUUUAAAUUGAUUGAGUGAUGUCUAUAAAUACAUUUUAUAUAUAAAAUCGUAAUUCCCAUCACGUGAGCCAUCAGAUUUUGGUAAGUAACUAAAAAAUAAUGCAGCUUGAAAUAUUUUCUUCACUCAGACUUGUAUAGUUUGUAUUUAGCAAAAAUGUUAAUUGGGGACUGUGGAUCAAAAUUAUGGCAAACAUUAAGAAUGCUUUUAUUUUUUCAAUGUAAUAAUGAACUAUUGAUGUGUAAUUCGUUCUGCUUUCUAAGUUUUGGGAUUACAAUAUAUAUUGCUUCUUACAUUUUUGAGAUCUUAAGUAAUUUGUAUUUUUUUCUCGUUUGCCUCUUACUGCCAAUUUCAGGUUCAUUCAAAGUCUAGUAAAAAUAUUGCACAAGGGACAGUAAGACAUCAUACAUUAUAUACUAUAGUCAGUUUUUCAUUAUUAAGUCUAGGGUUUUUUGCCAUCAGGUCUGAAAAUUUAACGACGGUUUCUAGAAUAGUAUUAUUUAUCGUGGAUUACUUUCCUUUUUUGGAGAAUAAGGCGUCCUAGGUAAAUUCUAAUUAUCUUCAAGAAAGGUGCGAAAGAAAUCAGUGGAAGAACAUUGUCUUCAACCUUUUAGCAUCUUCACAAUGUUAAGGCCUAUAAUGUUGCGUUCCUCUCAUGUUAAUAUGGGAAACAUUUUACAAAGAGCUUUGACAUUGUGAGCUGUCAUUUAUGAUCGAAAAUCUUUUAUACUGAUUUCGCUCCAUUGUUGUGUUCGUUUUAUUUCAUUUUAUUUAUUAUAGCGAUUGAAAGACUACUCUACACGGAUGGGAUCAUCAAUGUUCGUGAUUGUCCUGUUAUAACAGUCAAUAAUUCUUAUGGCGAUCGCGAUGUGUAAUAAUAAGUGGUACAAAUGAUGUGUCAUAUUGAAUACAUUUGUUUACAUUUUUGAUUAAUAGAUAUAUUAUUAUACAGCAUUAAAUUUUUAUACAUUUUUUAUCAAUAGAUAUAUUAUAUUGCAAUAUUGAAUUUUUAUACAUUUUUAAUCAACAGAUAUAUUAUUAUGCAAAAGAUAUC